This is a messenger RNA of Wallemia mellicola CBS 633.66, 1661 nucleotides long. Its product is annotated as putative MFS multidrug transporter. Bases 19 to 1500 code for a protein of 493 amino acids. The transcript has 3 exons. Gene Ontology annotation, biological process: transmembrane transport. NCBI's taxonomy places the organism in Eukaryota, Fungi, Basidiomycota, Wallemiomycetes, Wallemiales, Wallemiaceae. Gene Ontology annotation, molecular function: transmembrane transporter activity. The record is from RefSeq and is a predicted model, not a curated record. Gene Ontology annotation, cellular component: membrane.
AAAUCUGAUAACAGUACUAUGAAGUUUAUAGCUGAAUGGGCUGCUGUACUCAUUUGUGUAUCUAGUAUGCUCUUCACACAAGUCGGUAUUGGUGCUUAUUUGGUUAUUACUAAAGAUUUUAUCGCUGAAACAUUCAACAUCGCUCAAGAUGCAGGUGAGCAAUCAUGGAUUAUUGCAGCCCAUUCCCUCACCGUUGGUACUUUCGUCUUACCAGCCGGUCGUCUGGGUGAUAUGUAUGGAAACAAACUCAUCCUCUGCAUUGGUUUCUUGUGGUACAGUAUUUGGUCUAUGGUCACAGGAUUGACAGUGUACACUCACUCAAUUAUCUUCUUCGAUGUAUGCAGAGCUCUCCAAGGUAUUGCUCCUGCAUUGAUGUUACCAAAUGCAGCUGCCAUCAUUGGACGUACAUACCCACCAGGAGUGAAGAAAGCUAUCUCAUUCGCUUUAUUUGGAGCUUCUGCCCCAAAUGGUUUCGUUCUUGGUGCCGUUUUUAGUAGUUUGUUCGCACAGAGCUCAGUAAAAGCACCAGUAGAUGGUGCUGAAUGGGCAUGGUCAAACUUCGUACUCGCUAUUGCCCUCUUUGUUAUGCUCUUACUGGCUAUAUGGAUAUUGCCUGAAGACGAUGACAAGACGGAGCAGCGGAAUCUCGGUUUCGACUACCUGGGAACUAUCACAGCUGUGUCAGGAUUGGUUUUAUUCAAUUUUGCCUGGAAUCAAGCGGCUGUCGUCGGUUGGAAGAAUGGUUAUGUCUGCGCACUCCUCGUAGUCGGCUUGAUCAUGCUAGGUGUAUUUGCAUUCGUCGAAAGUCGCGUAAAGCAGCCACUUCUUCCACUCACAGUUUUCAGUAAUAUUCACAAUAACCUCAUGUUGGGAUGUAUCGGAACGGGAUGGGGUACAUUCUCGAUUUGGUUAUUUUACAGUAUAAGAUUCAUUCAGGAUUUUAGAGGUCUUGGUGCACUCGAGACUGUCUCUCAAGUGGUGCCAUGUAGCGUGACAGGAUGUCUCGCAGCAUCACUUUCAUCCUUCCUCAUCCUCAAAGCUGGUGGAAGUUGGGUUAUGAUAGGAGCCUUACUGGCUUUCUUGACAGCUGUCUGCUUGAUCGCCUUCCAACCAAUACACCUCACAUACUGGGCUAUGCAAUUCGUCAGUUACGUUAUCGCACCAUUCGGUAUGGAUAUGAGUUUCCCUGCCGCUUCUAUAAUUAUUUCAGAUCACUUGCCACGCGAACACCAGGGUUUGGCUGGGUCAUUAGUCAACACACUCGUCAACUAUUCUAUAGCAAUUGCACUGGGUAUUGCUGCGACAGUUGAAAUGAACGUCAACGAGGGUGGUGAAAACCCAGAGCGUGGUCUGCGUGGUGCUCUUUACCUUGGUGUCGGUCUUGCAGGCUUCGGUCUCAUGCUUGCUAUAUUUAACAAAGUUCUAGAAGAAUUUGAAACGCGUAGAUCACCAAAUGCUAAUACCCACGAGGAAGCAGGUGGAAUUGACGAGAAACAUUAAUUUAUGCAAUUUUGCCGGAUAGAAGUACUCUUUUAGACUUAAUUUAUAUGGAAUUUCAAUAGGCUUUUCUUAAUAAUAUAGGAUGUAUUAUAUGGGCCACAUUUUACUUUAUAUCAUAAUUUUUGUAGCUACUAUUAUAACACUAUGUCAAAUAUCAAUCA